AUGUCGAGCAUUCCUCGUUCCAAGUGGUACAAGAUCCAGUGGUAUUCUGACGAUGACACCCCAGAAGAACGCAAAUUUAUCUGGAAGCUGGAUCUUCUGGUUGUACCCUAUGCGGUUCUUGCGUACUGGGUCAAAUACAUCGACCAGUCCAACCUCAAUAAUGCCUACGUUGCAGGCAUGAAAGAAGACUUGGGCUUCCAUGGGAACGAAUUAGUGAGGCUUCAAACGAUGUACAUCGUCGGCGCUGUACUUGGCCAGCUUCCAUUCUUGUUUCUAUUCACAUACCUUCCUAUGUAUUGGAUCAUUCCAUUCAUGGAUGUUAUGUGGGGUGUUUUCACCCUCCUCCAAUUUCGUGCCCAGUCCUUUGGAGAGAUGGCUGCCUAUCGAUUCUUCGUCGGUUGGUUCGAAGCUGCAUUCUUCCCUGCCAUGCACUAUGUUUUCGGAUCAUGGUAUAGAGGCCAUGAAAUUGGCCGUCGUGGAGGAAUCUUUUAUGUCGGUUUAUCACUCGGCACGCUCACUGCUGGUCUCAUCCAAGCCGGUGCAUCUCAACGACUGGACGGCGUCCAUGGCCUGGAAGGAUGGCGCUGGAUGUACAUCAUCUGUGCCAUUAUUACAAUUCCAAUUGGCAUCCUGGGAUACUUCACUAUACCAGGAACAUACGAACAACCAAACCGAAGAGUUUUGAGCGAAAAAGAUCUAGAAAUAUCCAAACGUCGACUCGAGCGCGCAGGUCAUGUAAUGCAUGGCAAGUUCGAGCUGAAAACGAUAAAGAAGAUCGCUUUCAACCCCCAAUUCUGGACAAUUGUGGCAGUGGACAUUCUAUUCUGGAAUGCAGGGACACACUCUAGCACAGGCAGCUUCUUGCUCUGGAUCAAGAGUCUCGGCCGGUACUCGCAGGCAAAGGUCAACGAACUCGGAACCAUUGCCCCCGCUCUGGGCAUCUUCUACACCCUUUUUGUCUGCUUUCUCUCCGAUUUGGUCACAGGGCCAGCAUGGGCUAUUACCGUCGCCCAUUCCUGGAAUAUUCUUGGUCUUAUCAUCAAGACGGUAUGGAAUGUGCCGGAGUCGGCUCUGUGGUUUGCAUUCUCCACGUCUUACGCAUCUCCGGCAAUGUCCAGUGUCCUUCAUGGCUGGGUGAAUAGCCUGCUCAAGUAUUCACCUGCCGAGCGUGCAUUCACUCUGGUCAUAAUUAACGCAAUUUCACAAUCUACAACAGCUUGGACUCCCCUCUUGACGUUUCCGACGGUAGAAGCGCCGCGUUAUCCGAAGGGAUAUCCAUUCUGCCUGACGAGUGCAGCACUACUCAUUAUAUCCUGCCAUGUCCUCAAUUAUCACUUGAAGCGAAAAGCGUAA
Molecule: messenger RNA, 1353 nt
Organism: Ilyonectria robusta
Lineage: Eukaryota; Fungi; Ascomycota; Sordariomycetes; Hypocreales; Nectriaceae
Product: vitamin H transporter
Exons: 3
Coding region: 1-1353 (450 amino acids)
Biological process (GO): transmembrane transport
Cellular component (GO): membrane
Molecular function (GO): transmembrane transporter activity
Source: RefSeq, a predicted model, not a curated record